AUGUCAGAAACAACACCACCGCCACUUCCAACACAGAGCAGCAACAGCAGGUCGCCAGAGAAGACCCCACUUACCAAGGACAGCGCCCUGGAGGUCACUCAGGUCCUCGAGAUGAUCUUCUCCAACCUCACCAGUCACCAGAUCCGACAGUCAUAUCUGGGUGUUGCACAGCGCUUGGUCAUCAGAGCUGAUCGUCGCGAGCCAGCUUCAGGAACACCGUUCGAGUGGAAGAGCAGUUUUUCGCCCGCCAGCUGGCAGGCUUUGCUGGGGGCCAUCACGGACACACCCUAUCUCCUCAACCUAUUGGACCUUCAAGUUUUAUGUCCGAUCGACUUUGCUUUGGAAGCCUUCGAGUUGCUGAGACAUAUCGGGAGCCUGUUGACGAAACUGAGGUUGGAGGUCUCACGACGCGAUUUCACGUUGCUGGACACCACUUUGAGCCUGUGCCCCAAGCUGGAGCAACUCACAGUGGAGUUUUCGUGCUCUGAGGAAGACUUUAUCGAAGAGCUGUACAGCAAACCAUGGAGCCCACCCGUUUCGCAGGCGAUCCCACUGGCACACCCGUCGCUCCGGUCGUUAACACUCAGACGCGUCGCGGUGGAUGAAGAGUCGUUGUUGAGCUUGGUUGAUAUGUGUCCCGAACUAGAGGAUCUAGUCUUGGAUCAGGUCUUUGUAGUAAUUGAUAACGAGGUCGAGAUGCGAGAUGUGCAAGCGACGAUCCUGCCCUUGUUCCCGGAGGCGACCGCGUGGGUUUUCCCAGCUACCUCGGUUUUGGAAGUUGCGGAGAUCUGUGGUUGGUCGAAUAGCUUCUUUGAUCUGCCUAGGGUGACUAUGCUGACCAGCUUGGAGAUUCUGGCCCCCGGAGUGAUGAUUCCUCUGGACUGCUUGGACAUGGAGGGAGUCUUGGGCAGUAAUGGAGCGUAUCGCAAGCCUGAUCCUACACCAUGGUCUUUGAUGCCGGAUGAUGUCCUGGGCAAUUCAAGAACUAUGAUUUUGGGAUGCCGAAACCUGCCGCAUGAGCUGUCGUCGCGUCAAUCGAACGAGUUGACGAAAAUUAUCGAUCAGAGCAUCGCUGAGGAGGUCUUCAAUCCGAUCUACAGACACUAUCCCCUCGAUUAUCAAGCACCCGCGGCUCCGGGCACCCCUUCUCUGCAACACACAAAUGUCGCGUUUGUUCGUGGACGAGAGGCCAAUGCCGGCGAUCAUGGCAGAGAUGGCUGGGGACACGGAACGGAUGCGAGCGUGUCGGCAGGGGUGGGCACUGUUCAGAACUAUGUGAUUGACGGGAUCGACAUGCGAUAUCUCGGUCAAUUGCAAGGUGUUGUGGAGGUCUGCAAGCAUCGGAUCUCGAGUGGAAACACGACUUGGUGGACCCGUAUGGAGUACCUGGAGAUUGCCAAAAAGGAGAGGCUCCCCGAUGUCUUUGUUGGCACUGCGGUGCGAGCACAACACCUGGUGUGCCAGAUGAGACCCGAUAUCGAGUUUAACGCCUUCUGGAGAUGA
This is a messenger RNA of Linnemannia hyalina, 1503 nucleotides long. Lineage: Eukaryota; Fungi; Mortierellomycota; Mortierellomycetes; Mortierellales; Mortierellaceae. The record is from the annotation of a GenBank genome assembly.